Molecule: messenger RNA, 339 nt
Organism: Sclerotinia borealis F-4128
Lineage: Eukaryota; Fungi; Ascomycota; Leotiomycetes; Helotiales; Sclerotiniaceae
Source: the annotation of a GenBank genome assembly
AUGUCUAUCCCAAACGAAGCUUUACAAAAGCUUGUCAACGAAAUCCAAUCUCAAGCUAUUCAAGCCGAGCAACAGAUCAGUGUCGUCAAAUCUCAAAUCUCCGUCAAACAACGCGAGAUUCGAUUACUUGAACUCACAUCCACCGAAGUAUCCACGUUACCGCCCAAUACCAAUGUUUAUGAAGGAGUUGCCGAUGUGGACAAGAGAUUACACAGCGAGACGAAAGAUCUGAAAUUAGAUAUUGAGAACUUGGGCAAGAAGUUACUAUAUUUAGAGACUACAUAUGAGAAAAGUAACGACAAUAUUGCGAGGAUUCUUCAGAGUGGUGGCCGUGCUUGA